Cercopithifilaria johnstoni is the source of this 161-nucleotide messenger RNA. Lineage: Eukaryota; Metazoa; Nematoda; Chromadorea; Rhabditida; Onchocercidae. The record is from the annotation of a GenBank genome assembly.
CGGGAUUGCAAGGAGAAGUAGGACCUCGAGGACCGGAAGGACCGAUUGGACAGAGCGGAGAGGUCGGGCCAAAAGGAGUGCCUGGGCUACAAGGACUGCGUGGAGAACCGGGUGAAAAAGGAGACGUGGGACCUAGAGGACCAAUGGGAGCAGCAGGGUAA